AUGUCUGCCAGCAACAGGUUUUCUGACGGUGACGACGACAGAGCAAUUCUAUCAAUCAUCAAUCACGUCUUUCUCCCUCCGAAGCUUCCUGACAAUGGAGACAGCGGCAGAACUAUCUCAGACGACAGCGCGCUGCUUCGCCUGGUGAUUUCAGCACUGCGAGAAUUUCAAUGCCACGUGAACUCUCCGCGCUAUCAAUGGGUUAAUGACGCUGAGGAAGCAAUGGUUUGCUUUCAAAGCGUCAGAUCCGAGUCCGGGUUUAUUGACGGGCAGAAGCUUGCUGAGCUUCUGCAUUCUCUCGAUCUUGACCGAACAAUGGACAACGACUCCAGGCCAAAUGUGCUGCUACCAUUGCACAUAAAGGCUCAAAACGCCGGGAUCAUUAUUGGAAAAAACCAAGAUUCAAUAAUACUGGAGGCAUUUGAGCUUUCUCCAACAAAUGGAGCUGUCAUGGGAACUGUCGGUCGGCUUCAACGUCAUUUUCCCGCAUCGUCCAUCUCGAUUCCCGUCAAGAGAUUCUGUGAAAGUGGGUUUAUACAAGCCUUUACAGAUACUAUUGACAAAAUGAGUCGCCAAGAAGUUGCUGAAGCGAAACCGAAAAUUCUCAAGGCAGGUCAGUUUCACAUUGAGCAUAGGGAUACAACGGAUCCCUUCCUCGUCACUGAUUUUCUUAAUGCCGUCCUUCUUGUUUUCGCCAAGGACGCCAUGCCGGCUUCCUCCAUCUCUAAAAACACUCGAGAAGAGGUUGUCUGGAAGACCGCCUCAAUGCCCUGGCAAAGAUCUCCAGUCUGGCUUAUGAUUCGAGUUACUCUACAACUACUUUUUGAACGGCUUCACUCAGACAGACUCCUCUAUAAAGAGUUUAUGAUCUUCCUAAUGACAUAUGCUCUGAACAUUGCGCGGAAGAGGGAAUUCUCAAGUGAUCUUUUACAUUGUAUGAUGAGUAAGAUUGGGAGACGGCUGAAAAAGUUGGGCGAUGAUUUCCAAGACCCCUGGGUCAGAAUCGCUCAUGAUGAGCUUAGACAAACCAAGGAUUGCCUUCAGCGACGCUGGGAGUCGAUAUGCGAAGAAAAAGAUGCUGAUGUGGACCUCAAUGAUCUAUCUAUGCGAAUAUUGCCUAAUGAGGCAUCGGAGCCAUAUCCGAGGUUGGACGCCUUCAUUCGCAGCAUUGAUGCCAGAGAGGAUGAUCAAUACAUGAAUACGUUCAGGGCGCCAUGGAUAUUCCGCAAGUAUGACCAGUCAAGUAUCCCAGACUUGAAAGAUCUACCGGAAAAGAGCAUCAUCCUUCACUUGUCAGCCUUUGAGAAAUGGGUUGAGUCGUCUUUACCUCAUUGGAUGAGCGAGGCCAGGGCCAACGAGAAUACAUGCACCCAACUGUAUGAUUUAGCCAAAGAGUACCAUCGUCUCUCACAAAAGUACUACUCUGGGUGUCCAAAAAGUUUGUCAAUUGCAUCGUUGACAAUCUUGGAGCUAUGGAUGGCCUGCGACAGGUCAGUGUGCAACCAGAUUCCUCUUCUGAAAGAGUACAGCCCCGAGAUUCCAGCUGAGCUCUUGCAAUCGCUAUUGCUCCACUCUUGUGAUCACUGUCUGAGGUUAGCUGAUCUCGAGAAAUAUAUCAAUGGGCGUUUGUCUGGAAUCUCUUCGAUAUUCUCUUCAUUUGGACAUAAAAACUCAUUCUCAGUUCGGUAUUGCGCUGAGUCUGCCCUUCAUCAGACGCUACGCACCGAUAUUGAAAUGGUUGCGAUGCAAGAAAGAGAGCGCAAACGAAAAGAGUAUUAUGAGAAACUUGGAGAAUACAAUGAUCUCAAGCAGGAAUCCUCCAGUCUCCAUUGCGAAUUCGUUACAUUUGUGAACGAAACAACGGGAAGAGUGAACCAAUAUCACAGCGGCAACUGCAGGAAGCAUCUCUUAGACGAACGGGCUGAUGAGCUUACCAUCGACAUCCACGAGUGGCCUCUUCCGACUAAUGAACUUGAGGUUUGGUCAGCCGUCUUUGAACUGAAUGUUCCUCCUCGUUUCGGGGCAUGGAGAAGCUUGACAAUGUUAGUCAUAAACGAUGUCCUAGAGUGCGAUUAUUCUGGGUCCAGAAGAGACGAGGUUGUGGACCAUCUGGGUGAACAUCUUUUACCGUAUUUCACGGGGGAUACUCACAGAUUAGGGCUGGCAUCGACAACAAAGUUAAACAAACGAACGCAUCGUCAUGAGAAACAGAUCAAAACAUGCUCAGGUGAGGGCGAUGUUUUGGUCAGGAACGGCCUAAGUUACGAAUAUUACGAUAAUGUUCGGCUAUGCUUUGUUUCACGAUUUACAAACGAGAAUAAAUUCUCUACAAGUCUCAUGUUCAAGCUGUCGGAGCCAAAUAAUGCUCUUCAAGACUUCAUCUUUCGACCACCUGGACGAGAAAACGGACCGCCUCCGAACCAUGUCUUAUCUCAACAGUGCGAUUACUCACAUGAGAUUUCACUUGAAGAGUCCAAGGCAAUGGCCAGUCUACCCGUUGGUUAUAGCAUUCAGUGGGAAAAUAUUCUUGUGCAGCUAUUUUCGCCCAAGGUCGACUUUAACAAGUCGGACACUGCUCUCAUGAUAAUGCAGAUAAUUGACCAAGCAGGUCUACCACAUUUUGGCUCUACCUAUAGGGCCAGCCAUCAACAACUUUCCGACGAUGCUUUUCUUGAGAGGCUUCUUGAAGGCCUAUAUCUUUCAGUGGAUAGGAUACACAAGAACUGGGAGUCCUAUGUAGCGCUGAGUACCUUUAUCGCCAUCGCAACCAGAGUUCGGAAUUGCUGGGUGAAGAUACAAUUGGGCGACAAAUACCACCAGUUUCUUAGGCGAUGUCGCCAAGUUGCCAUGAGCUGGAUUACUCUGCUGCAAGACAAGUUAUCUGGAUACAACAAGGAAGAACAGCGCCAGGAGUUUUAUCUCAUCAUCUCGCAGAUGGCACUCAUUUGCAUUGCAUCUUUUGAUCUGGACAGGAUGCAGUUGAGACGGACGCUCUCAGAUGCCGAGCAGAUGGAUAUACUAAUGCGCUCGUCGAUUAUUAUACAGAGUCUCUCUCGCGGAGUUGGCAAAUGCACUGAGCCCUUGUACACGUACCUGCUAUUGCAAAAACAACGUGUUUUGUACAAGUCUCAUGAAAUCAUUCUUUCCCGGACUCUUGAUGGGCUGAAUCAAGGGUUGAACCUGGCAGUGAAGAAAACCUUGCCUUUUUAUAACGGACAAGGCAUGUGGAACGCAUUAUCCAAGGAUGAAUACCACUGGUUAGAGACGAAAACCACUUCAGGCAAUGGCAAAAGCUCUUCGUCCAUUCAGAUAAAUGUCUUGACUGGAGAGCUGUUGGUCAACGGCUUGCCGCCUUCUCGUCUUCCGUUGUCGUACGAGGAACACCCGGUAUUUGAAGAGCUACUGGGGAGGGAAAUGAUCAACGUCAUGCCCGCGGAUGUUCCCGGAACAUUCUUCUCAUCAAUGAAAAGGCAUCGCAGUUAUAAUCUCGCAUUCGGAAUGAAUCAUUCCAGCCCUCCAGAGCUCAUUAUUGUGGCAUCAAACGAUAUUGAGACUCUGGAUCUAGUUCCUCGCAGCGUCUUGAUCGCCAGUUUACCAGAGAGCUUCAUCACCAACCAUGUUCACUGGUAUAAUCGCCAAUCAGGCCUCGUUGAGUUUCGGCCCGUGGAAUCAGCAUGGUGUUCUUCGGAUUCCAACUGGUAUUUAGAAGAUACCGGAUCUGAAUGGGUUCUUCAAAGGCCAGGACAGACCCUCAUCUGCCCUACUUCGUCUACCACGAAGAGGAUUUGCCAAACUCUGCGCUCAUUGGAGGAAGAGACUCAUAUACAUCUCAUCCUUGACGAUAUCACGUCAACUCUCAAUAUCCAUUUACCACGCCUUCAGCUGGACUUUUCCAUUCAACACGCCUCUUCUAGAGUUCGUUGCCGGCAGUUUCGUGGAAUGUAUGUGGACAAGGUUCAGCAAAUCGGCACCUUGGUUGGCUUCCAGAGCAAGUUGACGCUACGCGACAGCAAAAACAAGCGGAUGAUCCUGGUUCCAGAUGGCGAUGUUUACUAUUCGGGCGUUCCAGGACAUGUACAAGUUGGGGUUGCAUAUGGCACUUCAGUCCGUGUUCACCCAUUUACUAUAGACACAAGACUGGGCCGUUUAGUCGACAAUGGCAGCUUGCAGAGUAAGCUUUGCCUGGCCUACCUCCAUGGACUCACAUCAUAUUGUCUGCCUGAUAGCCUCACUGGUAAAACGGGAACUGAGCAGUGUCUGUCCAUUCUCAACUCCGCCGCCGUCCGAUCCUUUCAGCAACUAUCAGAAAAGGACCUUGAUAUUCUCGGACGCAUCUCAAGAUUAUCACCCGGGAGGAAAUAUUAUCCAAAGGAUGUGCGAGAAAUGGAGACCAUUGACUGGGAUAAACAGCUCAGCUUCCUAUCGCAAGCAGGAUCACUGCAUACCGCUGUGCAGUCAGUGAUAGAAGGGGUGAACCAAAGCACGCUUUUUUACCCUGAUCGACCAGCUGCAUACACCAUACGAAAUCACGUUAACGGAACCCUUGGACUACGACACCUAAUAAGAGAUUCAACCUUUUGCGUGUCUGGGUUCGGCGCCGAGAGUCACACCACUGCUGAAGACAUGCCAUACAAGUCUCGGGAUGGCGUGAGAAACGGUGAAAGAUCACGACGUGCGUUUGAAGUUGCCACCAUGGUUGUUGAAGGCCGAAGAACGAUUCACAUGCCUAUAAGUCACGCAUUCACCGGACAUAUGUGGGACUUGCUUAGGAAUAAGUCGGGCACUCAAGGUCCGGAUACUCCCUUGCCUCAUGAAGAAAUUGGUUAUGACUGCAAAUGGCUUUCGAACGCGGAUGCAAUUUUUGCAGACUAUUGGUGUCGCUUUCACCACAGUUUUCGCAAUGGAGAGUCACCGUUUUGCCGCUUUCAAUUAAUGUUUUGCGCUGCAACCAUGGCAUAUGCUAAAAAUCACAACGUUGCCGCUGUUCAAGCUCUUGUAGCUUGUGCAAAUACUCCGUCCAUCGGCUCUCUCAGGGUCCCCGAUGUGGAUGUAUUUGACAUGCCUGCGGGACGUAUAUUCAAUGACUUGCACAUCAAAAGUAUCGCGUUACAACAUGCGAUACCUUUUGGCUUCAGCAAAGAGGCGUCUUUACCAUACUUGGACAAUGAGAACUACUGGGAAGGAAAAGAAAGGCGAUCGAAAGUCUUUGAGAGCAAUCAGUCUGAUGCAGUCGCGCGUUUCGUAUCCAAAUUACGAGAGCAAUGGGUUUGUGACAUGCCAGUGACGCCAGAUGAUGCACACUGGUCCAGUUAUAUAUUUACUUCGAGAGCUAGGGACGGUAUUCUACCGAUUUGGCGGAAAUGGUAUGACAACUAUGAACUUUUCGAGUACUUGGAGACAUUGGGUGACCGUCUUCGGUUGCUCAAAGUACAAAGGAUAUCGAUGCCGAAUAUUGCCGGGCCCCUGCCAGCCCCAGCACCUGUGUCUUGUAGGGGUUUUGUCAACCAGGCAGAUCUGUUUGAUCACCACACUCCGUCACCAAGGGCUUUAUCAGACACUCUGUUGGACCUACUGGACGGAGAAACUGUGUCUCAACAGCCUCACGAGAAACUAGGACAACUUCUUGACUUCCUGCGGCAACAUGCAUCGCGGGAUUCCGAGCACAGAUACAUUCAAGAUCUCGACGACAGCCAGAGAUCCCACAGCCGCACCGUUACAUCGUAUAUAAUAAGACUGGACACGGAGACGCUUUUCCACAUUCUUAAAGAUUACUUGACGGAAUGUGAACACAAGAGCGACUGGAUAUACUACUCACUCAAGGAAGCAACUCGCACAAAUGGCGAUCCCGAAAUUUGCACAACAUCAGCAUCGUUGCUUGCCACGGUGUUUACGGCACCGAGAGUCUCACCCACGUUUUUCCUCGGUCAGCUUGCCAGAGAAAACUGGAAAAGCCUUCCGCUAAGAUGGAGGCGAGUAAUCGUCAUCUACGCGCAGUCAUUGACAAUGGUUCAGAGAGCCGAGAGAAUGCUCAAUCAACAUGCUAAUCACACAGAGCUAAUCAAAGAAAUACAGAAUACAGGCCAUACAAACUGGGAUCCGAUGGACUAUCCCGAAUCACUGCUUUUGGAAGUUGAAAGCGGAAUCAUGAUUCGCGAGGUGCAAGAGAAUAUUGCGUCGAAGAUGCGAAGCCCACCUCGGAACCAAAAUGCAACUAUGCAGCUAAACAUGGGCGAAGGCAAGUCAACAGUGAUUUUACCAACGGUUGCCUCGUAUUUAGCGGACGGUUCACGGCUUGUUUGCGUAAUCGGCACCAAACCUCAGGCCAAGGAAUUGUUUCGAAUGCUGACGUCCAAGCUUGGAGGGCUGAUGAACCAUCAAGUUUAUCAAAUGCCGUUCUCGAGGUCGCUCAAGCUGACGGAAUCUGAUGCUCAAACAAUCUGUAACUUUUUGAAGAAAUGCUCCGAGACUGGCGGCGUUCUUCUGAUGCAGCCUGAGCAUCUGUUGUCGUUCAAACUCAUGGGGAUCGAGAAUUGUCUCAACUCUCAAGAAGAAGUUGGCCAAAUUUUGCUCAAUGUCCAGCACUACUUUAACACUCAUUCGCGGUUUAUUGUCGAUGAGAGCGAUGACAUAUUCAGCAUCAAAUUUGAGCUCAUUUACACGAUCGGAUCACAAGUCGCCAUUGAUCUGAGUCCAAAUCGUUGGAUCAUCGUACAACGUGUGCUCAGCAUGGUAAUGCGAGCUGUGCACCUAAUACGAGACAAACUGCCUCAGUCUAUCGACAUUUCCGAUUCGAAAAGAGGACAAUUUCCACGCAUCCGUAUCUUGCGCCAAAAUGCAGAGGACAUGCUGUUGAGCUUGCUUGCUGAAGAAAUCUGCACUGUUGGGGUUCCAGGAUUACCUAUAAUGAGACAGCCGCCCGCUAUCAGGGAGUGUGUUCGUGAGUACAUCUCGAACAGCAGUCUAGAUGCGAAUCAGAUCAACUCUGUCGAAGUCGAGUCGGGAUUCUUCACAGAAUCCAUCAAGGGGCCUUUACUCCUCAUCAGAGGAUUGAUCGCCGAGGGAGUUUUGAGCUUUGCAUUCAGACAAAAGCGCUGGAGGGUGAAUUACGGCCUGGAUCUAAAUCGCACGCCGAAAACUCGACUCGCUGUCCCCUAUCGAGCCAAGGAUAGUCCCACGACCAGAUCCGAAUUCAGCCAUCCUGACGUUGUUAUUGUGCUGACCUCACUUACCUACUACUACGGCGGUCUCUCUGAUGACGAUCUGUUCGCUAAUUUUGAUCAUUUAUUACGUGCAGACCAAGCUGAGGUGCAAUACCAGGACUGGGUGCUUGAUGCCCCCGAUCUACCAGACGCCUUCAAGAGUCUGGCUGGAGUAACCAUGAAGGAUCGCCACCAAGCAAUUCAUGAGAUAUUUCCUCACUUUCGCUUCGCAAAGAAUGCCAUCGACUAUUUCUUGUCACACAUUGUUUUCACCAAGGAAAUGAAAGAGUUUCCCGAAAAGCUAUCAGCUUCAGGCUGGGACAUAGGCCAGAUCAAAACACUGCCCACCACUGGUUUCAGCGGAACCUGCGAUUCGCGCAAUCUCAUGCCUCUCCACAUGAAGCAUCUGGAUCUUACAGAGCAGCGUCAUACUAAUGCACUGGUUCUUUCUAAUAUCUUGCAGCCAGAAAACUCGGUGGCCCAUGUGCGAAAGGCUGACGGUACGCAGAAUUCAGACGCUGAAGCCCUGUUGGAUUUGGUCAUCUCAAUGGAACCGCCUGUCCAAGUCAUUCUUGACGUUGGCGCCCAAAUACUUGAGCUUACCAAUCUUCAAUUAGCCACUACUUGGCUUGAAAAGAUGUCAGAGAGUCAAGGGAAGAAGGCGGUGGUCUAUUUCGAUGACAAUGACGAGCUUUGUGUGGUUGAUCGCCAAGGGCGCGUCGAGAGUCUUCAAACAUCACCAUAUGGACAGCAAUUAGAUGUUUGUCUGGUAUAUUUAGACGAAGCACAUACAAGAGGCACUGACCUUAGACUUCCGACCAAUUAUAGAGCGGCUGUCACUCUGGGCCCCGGAUUGACCAAAGACCGACUCGUACAAGCUUGCAUGAGAAUGCGAAAACUUGGCCAAGGGCAAUUCGUCGUUUUCUGCAUAUCCGAUGAAAUCCAAGCGAGAAUCCUCAAGCUGAGAGGAGAGGAUAGCAAUCGUCCAAUCCAGGUGCUCGAUGUCUUGGCCUGGGCAAUUCACGAAACAUUCGUAGAUCUUCAUCGAUGCAUUCCGAUGUGGGCAGUACAAGGCUGCCGAUUCGAGAAACAACGUGUCCUCUGGGAAUCGGUCACAACAAGUGAUGGUAUCCAGUUGCCUUUAGAACUGGCGCAAGAGUUUUUGGAAACAGAGAUGCAGUCAUUGGACGACCGAUACAGGCCGCGCAACACUGAUCAACAACCGGUGAACCCCUCUAACUUUGACGAAACUCCACAGACAGAACUUAUUUGGAAGCGGUGUGUCGAGUUUGGAAACACUCAGCUUCGUUCCUCAGUGUUAUGGGAAGAACAGGAACGAGAACUAUCACCCGAAACCGUCCAGGAGAGGCAGAUUGAGAGACCACGACCAAUUGAGCCUGAAGAACACACGCGUGAUCCAAGACUUGUUGACUUUGUAACUUCUGGACUAUUUGUCCCUUCAGAGCCAUUCUUUCCGGCAUUUCAGGCUCUCGGGAAAACGCGUGCUGCUCAGUUAUUGGAUAUCAACUGCUUUCCAGAUGAUAUUUACGUCACCCAAGAUUUCAUGUCAACAGUCAUAUUAACACGAGAUGUCGACAACGACGACUUUUACCAGCGCUCGGUGCAGUGGAUAUUGAGUCAAGCACAGCCAGACGGCACCGUGCAACGUCUGGUGAUUAUUAGCCCGUACGAAGCACAGGAGCUGAAGUCACGGAUAACCCGGUCGCAGCAUGUACAUUUGCAUCUCUACACACCACUACCGAGCCUGGCAUACACUUCGUUAGAAAGCCUGAAGCUUUACUCGACACCUGCCCUUCCGGACAAUUGGCGUCUUCCUUCUCGGUUGCGGAUUUUGCUCAAUCUCUUUAGUGGUCAACUAUACAUCACUUCGCAAGAGGAUUACCAUGAAGUUUGCACACUGCUCAACUUGUCAUAUGGUCCUACUGAAGAUGGCGUUACGGUUGAGCCCGAUGGAUUCAUUGUUUCUCGGUCUGGCGAUGCGCUUACCAAAUUCAACAAGAGCCCGAUAGUGUUUCUGAAAGCUUUACUGGCGAUACGGUGGAACUCGGAAGUGAAUGAUAAAACUCACUGGGGGAGUAUUUUAAGAGGAGAGCUGCUAAGGAAAGAAGACUUUCCAGUCUAG
Trichoderma aggressivum f. europaeum is the source of this 9342-nucleotide messenger RNA. RefSeq lists its product as uncharacterized. The transcript has a single exon. Bases 1 to 9342 code for a protein of 3113 amino acids. NCBI's taxonomy places the organism in Eukaryota, Fungi, Ascomycota, Sordariomycetes, Hypocreales, Hypocreaceae. The record is from RefSeq and is a predicted model, not a curated record. Gene Ontology annotation, cellular component: nucleus; cytoplasm. Gene Ontology annotation, biological process: protein deubiquitination involved in ubiquitin-dependent protein catabolic process. Gene Ontology annotation, molecular function: K63-linked polyubiquitin modification-dependent protein binding; cysteine-type deubiquitinase activity.